CCCUGCCAGCUCAUCAUCCUGAACUUUCUCCUGUGCGCUGCUGAUGAAGUUAUUUUGCUGAAUUCUAAAGAGUCACAGGCCGAGCUGGGAUGGACGACUCACCCGUCGGACGGAUGGGAAGAAAUCAGCGGAGUGGACGAGAACUAUAAGCCAAUUCGAACUUACCAGGUCUGUAAUGUAAUGGCUCCCAAUCAAAACAACUGGCUUCAGACUGGUUGGAUUGCACGGCUAAACGGACAGAGGAUCUUCAUUGAACUGAAGUUCACGUUGAGGGACUGUAACAGCAUCCCGGGAGUGGUCGGAACGUGCAAGGAGACGUUCAACCUUUACUACGUGGAGACGGACCGGGACCUGGGCAGAAACAUCAAGGAGGGCAAAUACCUGAAGAUCGACACCAUCGCAGCCGACGAGAGCUUCACGCAGGGAGACCUCGGGGAGCGCAAGAUGAAACUCAACACGGAGGUCAGGGAGAUCGGACACCUCAACAGGAGAGGAUUCCAUCUGGGCUUCCAGGACGUGGGGGCCUGUGUGGCUCUCGUCUCGGUCAGAGUUUAUUACAAAAUCUGCCUGUCCAAGCUGCAGAGUGUGGCCGUUUUCCCGGACACCGUGGCUGAGGCGGCUUUCUCCACCCUGGUAGAAGUGAGGGGGACGUGCGUCAACAAUUCUGAAGUGGAGGUCAACAAUCCCCCAAGGAUGCACUGCAGCGCAGAGGGAGAGUGGCUGGUGCCCAUCGGCAAAUGUACUUGCAGCGCCGGCUUUGAGGAGAAAGACGGAUUGUGUGAAGCUUGUCGGCCAGGGUCUUAUAAGAUGUCAGCUCGAGAGUUGCAGUGCUCCUGGUGUCCUGACCACAGUUACACAGAGACCGAGGGAUCUGCUCAGUGCUCCUGUGAGGACGACUUUUAUAGGAUGCCAUUGGAUCCACCAUCAGCCCCCUGCACCAGACCACCAUCAGCUCCGCAGAAUCUCGUCUGCACCACGAGGCAGUCCACGGUGAUUCUAGACUGGACGGCCCCCAAGGACAGCGGCGGGCGGACGGACGUGAUGUACAGGGUCCUGUGCAGCUGGUGUUCCCUGUUGCUGACCGAGUGCGAGCCGUGCGGCAGCCGAGUGGGGUUCGUGCCCCAGCAGGUGGGACUGGCGGACACCACCGUCACCGUGCUCAACCUCCUGCCGCACCUGAACUACACCUUCAGGGUGGAGGCUGUCAACGGGGUUUCUGAGUUGAGUCGCGCUCCCAGGAAGUACACGGAAGUGGCGGUGAUCACCAGCCAGGCUGGACUAUCGCAGGUCACGGACAUCCAGACAGACCGCAUCGAACAGGACAGCAUCAAGUUAACCUGGCAGGACCCCGACUACUCCACCGGCAACAGCACCGAGUACGAGAUCAAAUUCUAUAAAAAGGAUGAGAGUGACCAGGCGUAUUCGACGGUCAAAACCUCGUCCACAACGGUGACCGUGAAUAAUCUCAGGCCGGGGACAGUCUACGUGUUUCAGAUCCGAGCCUUUCCAUUCUCAGACUAUGGGAGCUACAGUUCAAGCAUUGAGGUGCAAACAUUAGGGGAGCCCUGUGGGUGGAUGUGUAACUUUCUAUUUUUUGUUUUUCCAGUUGCCAUGGUUUCCAGUGAGCAGAACCCGGUGAUGAUCAUCGCUGUGGUCUCUGUGGCGGGCCUGAUUGUGCUUGUGUCUAUGGUCUUCGGAUUCAUCAUAUGGAGGAGACACUGUGGCUAUAGUAAGGCAAGUCAAGAUGGUGAUGAGGAGCUGUACUUUCACUUCAAGAUCCCGAGCCGAAGAACCUACAUCGAUCCAGAGACCUGUGAGGAUCCUGUCCAAGCCGUGCACCUAUUUGCCAAAGAACUGGACCUUUCCUGCAUCAAAAUAGAGCGAGUUAUUGGAGGAGGGGAGUUUGGUGAAGUCUGCAGAGGUUGUCUCAAGCUGCCGAGCAAGCGGGAGCUCCUGGUGGCCAUCAAAACACUGAAGGUCGGCUGCUCGGACAAACAGAAGCGUGUCUUCCUGUCAGAAGCCAGCGUCAUGGGACAGUUCGACCAUUCAAAUGUCAUCCGCCUGGAAGGGGUUCUCAUAAGAGGUAAACCCAUGAUGAUUGUCAUUGAAUACAUGGCAAACGGAGUGCUGGACUCGUUCUUAAGGAAACACGAGGGCCAGUUCACAGUUGUGCAGCUGAUCGAGAUGCUGUGCGGAAUAGCCUCCGGCAUGAAGUAUCUCUCGGAGAUGGGCUACGUGCACAAAACCUUGGCCGCCCACAAAAUCCUGGUCAACAGCAACCUGGUGUGCAAAGUGGCCGGCUUCAGGCAAUCCCAGGACGAAAAAGUGGACCUGGUGUUCACCACUAUGGGUGGGAGGACGUCAGCCUUGUGGGCAGCUCCAGAAGCCAUUCAGUACCACAGAUACAGCUCGGCCAGUGACGUGUGGAGCUUUGGCAUAGUCAUGUGGGAGAUGAUGUCCUACGGAGAGCGGCCGUACUGGGACAUGUCCAACCAAGAUGUGAUUAAGGCUGUCGAGGAGGGCUUCCGUCUCUCGGCCCCGAUGAACUGCCCGUCCCGGCUCCACCAGCUGAUGCUCGAAUGCUGGCAGAAGGAACGCACCGACAGGCCAAAAUUUGCUCAGAUCCUCAGUAUCCUCAACAAGAUGGGCCGCAACCCGGAGAACCUGAAAUCUACCCCCAGCACCAGCAUCAGCAGGUCUCAGAACCUGCACAUCCCUCUCCUGGACCAGAGCUUCCCGGCUUUCCCUUCCUUCGACUCGGUGGGCGAGUGGUUGGACGCCAUCGACAUGGGCAGAUACAAGGACAACUUCACAGCCGCCGGCUACUGUUACCUGGAGUCUGUGGCCAGAAUGACCGUGCAGGACGUAAUGAGUCUGGGGAUUACAUGUGUCGAACACCAGAAACAGAUCCUGAGCAGCGUUCAGACUUUACGGGCGCAGGUUAUACAGAUGCACGGACGAGGGGUUCAGGUUUGACGCUGGCAGAACGCAUUCUGUGAACUCGCAAAAGGCACGCUCGCACACACAUACACACACACACAAGCACGCAAAAGUACACAAAAGAAAACGCCGAGGCAAGAUGCUGUUGAAAGCAAUCAUUUACACAGUGGCGUCUGAGCACUGAGGACAGGGGAAGACUGACUGGAUGAAACACAUACACACACACACACACACGUGUACGAUUGAGGAACAGACAGAGCAUCUAUGGAGCGAGCUGCUCAGAGGAUUGGACACACAGCAUUCGUGUGACGUGACU
This is a messenger RNA of Callorhinchus milii (elephant shark), 3256 nucleotides long. RefSeq names its product ephrin type-A receptor 7. Gene Ontology annotation, molecular function: transmembrane-ephrin receptor activity; protein binding; ATP binding. Bases 181 to 2976 code for a protein of 931 amino acids. The record is from RefSeq and is a predicted model, not a curated record. The transcript is spliced from 17 exons. Gene Ontology annotation, cellular component: neuron projection; plasma membrane. NCBI's taxonomy places the organism in Eukaryota, Metazoa, Chordata, Chondrichthyes, Chimaeriformes, Callorhinchidae. Gene Ontology annotation, biological process: axon guidance; cell surface receptor protein tyrosine kinase signaling pathway; protein phosphorylation.